AUGUCUGGCUCAAUGACAUCAGGUCAGCAGCAGUCACAGGCAUCUUCACAUCAACCAGAGUCUUCGCUGUCUGACUAUCAUAGAAUCAAUGGUGAUUCGGAGUUAGCAGCUCUAGGAACUGAUACUGGUAAUGGAAUCGAUUCCAUUAUGGAUCAUCCUCCUACCCAAAAUGAGAUUACUUCACUUUUGGCUUCGUUGCCUUCGGGGAAUCAGUUAAUACCGACUCAGAAUAAGCACAGGUCACCCAUUAUUCCUACGUCACCCGCCGAAGGAGCAUCAGUUACAUCGAAGACAUCGCCAACCACACAAAUAGCAUCAGUAAGAAAUGAUGUCAUCCAUUCAACCUCCCCGGCAUCUGCGAUAGUUAGCAGCUCAAUGGUAGAUAAUCACCCUUCUCGAUCCGUACAUGGGGUGACCGUUCAACAUGAUAACGAAGAGAAUUCUUUACCCCCCGAAAAGAUCCAAGCUUACGCUUUAAUGGACUUUGAGAACUUUACCUUUUAUGUUCAAACCAUGCAGAUAUUGUUGGGACGGAUGGUGGAAGGUGAUAAGAACACCGAGGCUUUGGACAUACAUUUAGGCUCGCAGAAGGCGAUAUCGAGACGUCAUGCCAAAAUAUUCUACAAUUUUGGUCAUCAGAGGUUUGAAAUGACAGUUUUAGGACGAAACGGUGCAUUUGUGGACAAUUCUUUUAUUGAAACGGAUGUUACGCUACCCCUUCAUGAUAACACGAGAAUUCAGAUAGGUGAAACCAGGUUCAGAUUUAUUCUUCCAAGUGAGGACUCUGCCAAAAUCGGCGGGUUGCAAUCCCCAGAGCUGCAUAACUCGCCUAUAAAUCCCUCGCAGGCUGUUAAUUUGAAGACAUCGUUUAAUAGUAGUCAUAGUGGUAUGUCCACUCUGACGGUUUCCAGAGCCGCAUCUACAUCUCCCAACUCUGCCAAUGCUGCCGUUGCUCUUGCACGUAAACCUUCAAUGGAGACGAUCUCUUCGUCGAUGCAGCCAUCUCUACAACCAAGACAGUCACCACCACUCAUUUCGCAGGCUGAUCUACUUCGCACUACAAGCGCUCAUGCUGCACAGGCUCAGGCCAUUGCGCAAAAUGAAGCGUUCGCCAUUCAAAAGGGGUAUCUACCUGCCAGUUACUUAAGUGGAGCUUCUGCUUCACUGGGACCUAUUUCCACCUCUGUUUUAACUGCCCAACAGCAACAGUAUGUCUCAUCGUUGCAACAAACACCCUACAAUCCGCAGACGCAGAGUGUACCUAAACUGGGAAAGGAGUUUAUUGACGAGCUUCGAGCUAAUGCAGAAGCUUCUGUAAUCAGAAAGGAAGAGGCUAAAGCAGCGGCAGCUACCACAACAAGUUCUUCAUCUGAUACGGCUGUUAGCGGCCACAUCCUUUCUCCGGCAGCAUUGACUCAGCUUACUCACAAUACAACUUCAUCUUAUGUUGCAGACCAAGCUUUCCACUCUGCUCUUACACCGGAUUCAGAGCCAGUGAAAACAUCUGUUCCUCCUCCAGCUUCAGCUUUGGCAUCAGCUUCAAUUUCGUCUUCAACUUCAACUUCAACUGCAACGUCAGCGCCUGCGUCGAGGCUGAUGUCUUUAUCACCUCCGCCUUCGAACUCUGCAAAGAAAGAAAAGAAGAAACAACGUACCAAAAAGGUGUAUACAUUGGAAGAAAUUCCUAUACAAUAUAGAAAAAAGCCAACCCUUUCUUAUUCCAAGAUGAUUACCGAAUGUCUUCGGAGAUAUGGAACUGCUAGAGGGAUGUCACUCUCCGAAAUUUAUCAUCAAAUUCAGAAAAUGUACCCCUACUAUCAGUACUGUUCGGACGGAUGGCAGAGCUCUGUUAGACACAAUCUGUCAAUGAAUAAUGCAUUUAUCAAAGUUUCCAAGGAAGGUAAGGGAUGGCUUUGGGGACUCGAUGAAGGAAUUGCUGCCGAGAAGGAAAGAGCAAAAGGACAUAAUAAAGAGAACAGCGAUACUAAGAGAUCACCAUCGCCGGCACCAAAGCUUUCCGGCGAUACGAAGAGGGCUUUAUCAUACUUACAAAAGGAGUUGGUUCGUCUCACCAAAGAUCGAAAGAUGUACGAUAAGGUUACGACUACCCAAAUUUUGACACAGGCUCUAGCGAUGACGAUAGCUCAGGUGGACCAAGCCGCUAAAAAUGCUGGUAUUAAAGGUUCGCCACUGUUGACUCUAAUUGACAAGAAUCCAAAACACGUAACGAUGAUUUUGAGUGCGGCAUUGAAUGCGGCCACCAUUCAGAUUGCCCGUAGGAACGGUCUAGCAAUUCAGGAGCACGAGGCCUUGCACAAGUCAGAGAUAACUUCCCAUGUAUCAGCGUCCACAGUCAAAUCCCCAACUACCCAGAUCAGGACUUCUUCUGCCAGUUCAGAAAUAAAGAUGCCGCAAUACUACGGGAACUCUACACCGAUGAAACAUACAUCAAAGCCCGCUACGUUCACUAUACGUCCGGUGAGACCCCCGGUACCUUCUCUUUCAAAAAAAAGAAUAUCUAUUGAAGAUCUUCCUGAAAAGUUUCGCCAGUUUGCCCGUCCUACACCCCCCAUACAGGCGAAGCCGACCAAAGAUGAAAAGGUCAUUGACAACGAUCCGGAGGAUGAUGAUGAUUUCAACAGGAUGCUCGAUAGCCUUGAAGAACAGAAUAGCAAGGAGCAGAACAGACUCAAAGAACAGAGAGAAGCCCUUACCAAACUUAAAAGACAUCUCGAUGAAGGUCAGUCUACAGAUGGCAGCAACAAAGCUCCUAAAUUAGAGUGA
Messenger RNA from Brettanomyces nanus, 2784 nucleotides. RefSeq lists its product as uncharacterized. Gene Ontology annotation, cellular component: nucleus. The transcript has a single exon. Gene Ontology annotation, biological process: regulation of ribosomal protein gene transcription by RNA polymerase II. The record is from RefSeq and is a predicted model, not a curated record. Gene Ontology annotation, molecular function: protein binding; DNA-binding transcription factor activity; sequence-specific DNA binding. NCBI's taxonomy places the organism in Eukaryota, Fungi, Ascomycota, Pichiomycetes, Pichiales, Pichiaceae. Bases 1 to 2784 code for a protein of 927 amino acids.